Carassius carassius (crucian carp) is the source of this 3830-nucleotide messenger RNA. RefSeq names its product FERM, ARHGEF and pleckstrin domain-containing protein 1-like. The transcript is spliced from 27 exons. Lineage: Eukaryota; Metazoa; Chordata; Actinopteri; Cypriniformes; Cyprinidae. The record is from RefSeq and is a predicted model, not a curated record. Gene Ontology annotation, molecular function: cytoskeletal protein binding; guanyl-nucleotide exchange factor activity. Gene Ontology annotation, cellular component: cytoskeleton. Bases 233 to 3349 code for a protein of 1038 amino acids.
UUUAUUGUAUGAAAUCAGUUUGGGAUUCGUCCGUCGGCGUCGUUCAAUCAUGGCGUCCGGGAAGACGGUGGAUUGCAUCGCUGCCCGCGAAUAACCACCUACAAACCGACUCAUCGCGACUUUAACCGCUGCAUCGCGCUUUGUUUUCGCGAGAUAUCAUUUAACAACACAGUUGCGGAGCUAUCCGGUCACAAGGAGUUUUAAUCCAGCAGUAAAGGUGGGUUUGAGCAGUAUGGUGGAGCCAGAGGAGCGGCCCUCGGUGGCAGGACAGAGGCUGGGGGCCCCCGAGAGCAUGGGCAUCAGCACGCUGGAGCCCGGCCAGCGGCCUCCCACCAUGCCCCCCGGCCGACAGGUCUCCAUCCGGGUCCAUAUGUUGGAUGGCACUCAGGAAGUCUUUGAAGUCUCGCAACGUGCUUCGGGAAAGGUGCUGUUUGACCUGAUUUGUGCCCACCUGAACCUCAUCGAGGGUGAUUACUUUGGUCUGGAGUAUCAGGACCAGCGUACAAUGACCGUGUGGUUGGAUCUGCUGAAGCCGACUCUAAAACAAAUCAGACGACCCAAGAACACCAUCCUGCGGUUCGUGGUGAAGUUCUUCCCUCCUGAUCACACGCAGCUGUUAGAAGAGCUGACCAGGUAUCUUUUUGCCUUGCAGAUCAAGCAUGACCUGGCCUGUGGACGUUUGACCUGUAAUGAAAGCAGUGCCGCCCUGCUGGUCUCUCACAUAGUGCAAUCUGAGAUUGGAGACUUUGAUGAAGAGCAGUGCAAACAACAUCUACUCAACAACAAGUACAUUCCUGAGCAGGACACACUGAUGGAAAAGAUCAUUGAAUACCAUCGGAAACACGUUGGGCAAACACCAGCUGAAUCGGACUACCAGCUUUUGGAGAUUGCACGAAGACUUGAGAUGUACGGAGUGCGCCUUCACCCCGCAAAAGAUCGCGAGGGUACGAAGCUCAGCCUCGCCGUGGCCCAUUCUGGUGUGCUGGUCUUUCAGGGACACACCAAAAUAAAUGCUUUCAACUGGUCUAAAGUUCGCAAGCUGAGCUUCAAAAGGAAGCGCUUUCUCAUAAAACUACGACCUGACUUAAAUCAGAGUAACUGUCAGGAUACUCUGGAGUUCAUGAUGGGAAGCAGGGACUGCUGCAAGGUGUUUUGGAAGAUUUGUGUGGAGUACCAUGCCUUUUUUCGCCUGUUUGAAGAACCCAAACCCAAGCCCAAACCAGUUCUGUUUACCAGGGGUUCCUCCUUCAGGUUCAGUGGCCGCACACAAAGGCAGGUGAUUGAUUAUGUAAAGGACUCUGAAUUCAAAAAAGUUCCAUUUGAAAGAAAACACAGUAAAAUCCAGUCCAACAGCAGUCUUUCUCCAUUCCCACCCAGGCUGUGUGCCGAGGGUCAAGGAGAGAGGAUUGCCAGUGCUUCAGGACAUCAGAUGGACUCACCUAUUGGGCACGCCCAAGUGACUGUUGAAAACCCAGCUCUCCAGCGUUACACUGGGAGUCUAACCUCACAUACCAAUGGAUUCCGAAAUGGGACCCCCGAUGAGCCGGAUACUCGAUUAAAGCCAUCUCCAACCAAGCAGCAGGCCGAGCAUCUGAGCACAGGUCUAGCAUCGCAUGCUGCCAAGGGUCCAGUUUCCAGGAGCCCACAGCACAGCGAGUCUUCGUCUGCAAGCCAAGUGAUGAUGAACGGCCAGAAACAGAGUCUUAAGCUAGGCCAAAGUUCAGACGGACGGCAGCCUUCUCCUCUCACCAGCCCCUUGCUGACCGACGCUGGCUUCGUCCGCACAGACGAUGAGGACGAGGUUCGGAGGAAGAGGUUUCCGACUGAUAAAGCGUACUUUAUCGCCAAAGAGCUCCUGACCACAGAGAGGACGUAUCUGAAGGAUCUGGAGGUUAUAACUGUGUCCUUUCAGAAGUCGGUAGGGAAGGAUGAAGCCUUGCCGGAUUCCUUGAGGAAUCUCAUAUUUUCCAAUUUUGAACCAGUGUACAAGUUUCAUGAGACCUUUCUGAAAGACGUGGAGCAGCGACUGGCUCAGUGGGAAGGCAGAUCUAAUGCACACAUCAAAGGAGACUUCCAGCGUAUUGGAGAUGUCAUGCUGAAGAAUAUCCAGGGUUUGAAGCUGCUGACAGCUAAUUUUCAGAAGCAUUCAGAGUCGUUGCUGGAGCUGGAGAGGAUGUGUCGCUCGUCCCGGAAGCUGGAGGGUCUGUGUCGAGACUUUGAGCUCCAGAAGGUCUGUUACCUGCCGCUCAACAUCUUCUUCCUGCGGCCGCUGCACCGCCUCAUACACUACAAACAGAUCCUUGAGCGACUCUGCAAACACUAUCCACCGACACACGACGACUUCAGAGACUCGCGAGCUGCGCUUGCUGAUGUUUCUGAGAUGGUUGUGCAGCUUCACGGCACCCUCAUGAAGAUGGAGAACUUCCAGAAGCUUCUAGAGCUCAAGAAAGACCUCACUGGCAUCGACAGUCUUGCACUACCUGGACGGGAGUUUAUCAGACUUGGUUGUCUCAGCAAACUCUCUGGAAAGGGUCUACAGCAGAGAAUGUUCUUCUUGUUCAAUGAUGUUCUGAUGUACACGAGUCGAGGGAUGACGGCCUCCAAUCAGUUCAAAGUGCAUGGCCAGCUUCCUCUGUAUGGCAUGACGAUAUGUGAAAGUGAGGACGAGUGGGGCGUCCCACAUUCCUUCACUUUGUUUGGACAAAGACAGUCCGUGGUCGUGGCUGCCAGUUCAGCGUCUGAGAUGGAGAACUGGGUGGAGGACAUCAAGAUGGCCAUUGAACUGGCGGACAAAUGCAAUGGCCCCUCGGCUGAGAUCCUGUCCAGCAGUUUCACCGACAGCAAAUCUCCUGAGGAAUCUAGCGCUGACCAGGAAUCAGAAGAUGACCUGAGUGCCUCACGGACGUCUCUUGAGCGGCAGACGCCUCACCGUGGUAACACCACGGUUCACGUGUGCUGGCAUCGCAACACCAGCGUGUCCAUGGUGGAUUUUAGCGUAGCGUUAGAGAAUCAGUUGUCUGGGAACCUGCUGAGAAAGUUCAAAAACAGCAACGGUUGGCAGAAGUUAUGGGUGGUCUUCACCAACUUCAGUCUGUUCUUCUACAAAACACACCAGGAUGAAUAUCCUCUGGCCAGCCUUCCUCUUCUGGGAUACUCCAUCACCAUUCCCUUGGAGUCUGAGAACAUCCAUAAAGACUACGUCUUCAAGCUCCAUUUCAAAUCACACGUCUACUAUUUCAGAUCUGAGAGCGAGUACACGUUUGAGAGGUGGAUGGAGGUGAUCCGCAGUGCCACCUGCUCCUCCAGUUACAUCCGCUCACUGAGCCGCAAAGAGCCGCAAGUCUACUGACCAAAGACCCUCGACAGUCUGCCUGAUCACACACACACACGUCAGGUUCUCUAUCAGGUCCUCUCAACACACUUUAACAUGUUUCUUAUGGAAGAUUUUUGUGUGCUAUAUCGUUGUUUCACUUUAUUGAAAAAUUCAGAAGGCUUUGAAUGGUUUUAGAUGUGAAUUUUUGUAAGUACAUGAGAAUAUGGAUUCAGUGCCAGGAAAUACACAUAUUAUCAUAACAUCAGGUCAAAGGGAAACACUUCCAGUUUUGCAGUUCAUUUUAAAUUUAUAAGACACAAAAUCCUUGUUAGUAAACAACAGUCCUCAUUCAUGAAAUGCAAGAACUGAUUUGUGUAAAUCAUUUGUAAGAAUGCUUUCAGGAAUGAUUUUUUUUUUAAAUUGAAUGCAGUGGUCGAAUGAUGAAUGAGAUGAUUUAUGCUUUUGAAUGUUUUAUUGGUUUGUAUAUGAGAGUGUUCUAUAAAUGGUUUAUUGAAGG